CACUCAGAUCGUUUGCAAAUCAGUGUUACAAGUGCCGCUUACUUGCUCGGUAGCUCGUCCAGCUGCCAUUCUUUUCCCUGCAGGAAAUCCCACUGCGGGGAGAGGAGGAGCCGGAGGUUACACUUUCAUUUGCGUUCGGGUUUUUUUUUGGGCCACAACGAAAACUGUUCGGUUUCGGUGUUUUUUUUUCCUCUCGGCGUUCAAUCGGCGCGUCCGUCAGGCGCGUGCGCGGUCACGGGAUUCAUGCUGCGCCGGCCAACCGUCUGCUGAUCGUGCUGCCGAGCGGAUCCCGGACGUGUGUGCUCGGUUCGGUGGUUGCGCGCGCUGUUCGGUUCAAACGCUCGCCCCGUACACAACGCAUCGCUGUGAUCUCCGGAUUUUUUGCCCGUUUUUGUGUGUGUGUGUGUGCCUUUCACGUACCUCUCCACCCACCCUUCUCUCAACGAUCAAUACACACACACACCUCCGGAUCGUGUACCGUCGUACCAAUGCAGCAGACACUCGGUCAUCAGACGCGCGAUGUGUUCCGGAUUGCGUACCGGUGGUGCCGCUACGUCCAGCACCGUUCUAGUGCGGCCUGCGUAAAACCGUUCGAUGCGUAAGCCGCAUCCCGCCCUACCCCUUAUCCCCGCCCACCAUCACGCCGAGUGGUUUGCUCGUGGAGAUCGCCCGGAAAAAGGCGAGCAAGAAAAGUGUAAUUCAAAGCCUUCACGCCCCCCCUCGGGCGCACAAAAGCGGGAAGUGAAUGUGAGUCAAAGUGAGUGUGCGGAUGUGUGUCUGUGUGUGUGUGUGAAAAUCAGUGCGUUCAAAAAAGAAAAUAAAAAUUGAACGAGCUCUCCGACCAAGUGAAAAUAAGUGAGUGAGAUUGUGUUGAAAAGAUCAGUGUGUGUGUGUGCGUGGGUGUGUGUGUGAUAAAGAUUGCAAAACGACACUCUGCCUAUGGAGAGGAAGGAGGAGAAGGAGAAGGAAAAGGUGAAAGCACAUCGCAAACGUUCCGGUGAGCAUCAGCCGCUGCACUCGACGAGGCGGGAAACACUGCCAACACCACCGCCGGAUCCAACUGUCGCCGCCGUCGCCACCGCUUCACCGUCCGGGCCAGCCGUCGAGGGCGAUGCGUACGCCUGUACCGGCAGUUACGCCGAGACGGACCCGUUCAAGCGUCUGUUCACGUACCGGGAGCGGGAGGCACAGUUUCUGCGGUUGCUGUGUGAAGGCGAUCCGGCGACGGCGGUACAGGAUGGCGGUGGUGUUGGGUGUAAGAAGCCACCCGGUCCGUGUCAUUCCCAGUCGCUGCCCGGGAGCAACGCGAAGGAGCCCGAUACGCCGGACGCACCGACACUGGGCAGGAACGAGCCCGGGUUCGAGUCGGCGAACGAGUUCCUGAUGCUGCUGAACCGUGCCGGCCCAUCGGUGGCGGCCGCUCUGUCGACGAAGGAUGCGAUCGACCAGCUCGAUCGGCUGCACGAGCUGAUCGGGCAGAUGCUGACGCUGCAGGAGCAGAACAUGCGCAUGCACUGGCAGCUGAAGAACGUCGAGACGCUGCGGAAGCUGAAGCUGAUGCAGCUGGCGAUGGCGAAAGAUCCGGAAGCGUUCCUGGUCGGACUGCCCGAGGACACGUCCGACAAUGAUCUGCUGGACAGCGAGAUCGGGCCGAAUCUGGCCCUGCUGGAAACGAUCCUGGCCGCCGGUAACUCUGCCAGCAGCAAGCGCAGCAGCUCGAAAAGAGAGCGUAGCAAAUCGGUGAUCAACGACGAGAUCGGUAACUUUCAGCUGCAUCGCAAGGAGAGCGGCGGUGGUGGUGGUGGUGGUGGUGGUUGCAGUGGCCGCAACUAUCCGCUCCGGCGCCAGAGUGCCAUUUCCGACUUCAAGCCCAAGGUGUCCAAGUGGACGAAGGUGAAGGCGGCCUUCAAGUGGGAAAAGACCAGCGCCCUGCCCGCGAACGAGAUCAAAAGCACGGAAGCGAUGAUGAUACCGGUCAACAACGAGGUGGCCAGAUAUCUGCGCGUACCGUCCAUUCCGUGCGUUGGCAGCUCGGGCGAUUCCGUGUUCAGCUCCUCGUCCGGUAUCGUGGUCAGCGGUGGCUCUGCUCCCGGCACGCCCGGUGAGAACAGCUUGGCCAGCUCGGCCGAAAACCUUACCGACCUGAACGAAGAAGUCGGCGCCGCGACGACCCAGCGAGAGAGACGCGGCAAGCGAGACUCGGUGAAGAGCACGGAACGGAGCAGCCAGGAGGAGGAUGCGCGCCGAUCGCGGUCCCUCGAUGGGGAAGCUAUUCUUGAACCGAUUCGUCAGAUGGAUAAGAACAAGAACAAAUCGGCCUGGAGCAAGGUGAAGGGUAUUGUGAAAAACCACCGCGGCUCGCUCAAGUCGAACGAGUCGCGGCGGGACGCGAAACCCUCCAACAGUGUCGGCUGCAGCCGGGAGGCGAGUCCGUGCGAGUCGAUGGAUGCCUGCGAGAUGAUGCAGCGCGACCGGUCGGAUUCGUUCUCCUCCAGCCAGACGUCACCGGGCCACCGGUCGUCGGCCAUGACACCGACCUUUCUGCUGCUACCGGCAGCAUCCCCUGGGUCGGUGGCGGCUGCUGGUGGUGGUGACACCAGUGCCCCGAGCGGUCCAAACUCCCCGUGCAGCUCCAUCCCGGGGACGCAGGGCACGUUUUCCAGCGGUGAGGAUGGCGAAUGGCGACCGGCGCCCGAGGGUCGAACGACGCGCAGCGGCAGCGGGGACAGGGGUGUACCGACGGCCACCCUGGUAACGCCCGGCACGGGUCGGGGAUCGCGCAAAAGCAAACACAUACCUGAAAUUGAAUCCGUACCUGAAGGAGUCCCGGUGGAGACGAGGUCACCCAGCAACUCCCAGCACACCAGCAUGACCAGCCACAACACCACCAACACCACCACCACCACCAACAGUAGUAGCAGCAGCAGCAGUAUUAGUAAGCUAAGAAAAUCGCCCCCCAAACCGCUCAGCCUGCACCGGCAGCCGGACUCGAUCGAUGUGUUGAGCACGGACCCGGCGGCCCAAUCGGACGCGGCGGUUGCGCAACUUGGUGCCGCCUCAUCGCCCGGUCCGAAGUAUUCGCCGAAGCGCAAAAGCUACGCCGGGAUUUGCCUCGAUCCGGAUGGCGGCGGCUCGCUGCCGGGCAGCCCAUCCGGCAAGCAGUUUAGCUUCUUCGCCGGCCCCGCCGAUCGGAUGGUUGCGGAGCUGAUCGAGCCAGACUACUCGAGCGGCGACGUUUCGGAUCAGAAUACGCCGAAGCGACGGCCGUCACCCAAGUACCAUCAUCGGACGUUGCAGCGCCAGCGGGAGGAAAUCGAGCGGCGGUAUCAGGAGCUGCAGCAGAAACUUCAGCAUGAGUUCGAUGCGAAGCAGCAGGAGUGGGAACGGAUGCGCCCGGCCGCAGUUAUGCUGAACAACAGUCCCUUAUUGCUUCUAGUGAACCAGCUGCUGAAGGAGGAAGCUGCCGGGGCGGCAGGGAUGCAUGGUGCCAAAGCCCAACCACCGCCGAUCGUGGAGGACAAUCUGACGCCCGAUUUCAAGAAGAAGCUCAACGAAUGGCGCACCAAGCACCAGCCGGGCGUGGAUGCCAAGAAGAAACCCAUCACCGACUGGCAGCUGUGGAAGACGGGACAGAUCAAGCUGGAAGGGCAGGGACUGAAGCAGCUGCCCGAUGCUAAGGAUUUGCCGGAAGAUUUUCAGAAAAAAUUGUCUGAAUGGAAGCAAAUGAAGGCAGCGAACAAAGUCCCGUCCUAUACGACGCAGUCCUCCCAGGGUGAGAGUGGAGCGUCGAUGAAGCGCCAGCAAUCGAAAGCGUCCGGCGGUGCGGUGAAGAAGUCCAAAACGUCCGACGAGCUCGAGAAGGAACGGCACCAUCAUCAGGCAGCACAGCAGCAGCAGCAGCAGCAGCACCACCACCACAGCCAGCAGCAGCACCAGCAGCAGUAUCUACCGAAAGCGGAAGGUCUGUCGAAGCUGAAGGCACUCGUUAGCACGUCGGAGGCGCCCAAGAAGGAGCUGGUAGUGCAGACGACCAAGGGUUUCAUCAAGUUCGAGGGCAUUUCGCGCAAGUUCACCCGGAAGCUGUUCGAGUGGGAAAAGGCGAAAGGCAUUGGGCCGGAAGCGUCCACCAUUGCGCUGUUGCAUCCGGGCUAUGCGCCGGUGGUCGUUGAAACGAGGGGUGUAGUGCUGGAGAAUAAACGAGAAAAGUCACCAGCCUUAGCAAGAUCACUGUCGAUGGACAGCAUAGCGCCUAUCCCUUCGGCAUCCUCCAUAUCACAUCAACCGUCCAGCCUUUCGCUGAACGAUGCCGACGAGCUGAAGGACGUCGAUAAGGACAGCGGUUCCAACCGGCGUGUCUCGUCCAACCCGGAGCUGGAGCUGUCAGCUGAACGAGAAGAACCGGGUGCCGUCCUAGUGGAGGUAGAGGACGAGAUACUGGAGGUGGCUGACCCACUGCUGAUGCCCGUACUGCCGCCAGAGGGCGAACGACGACGAGAAUCGACCACACUAGGAGUGAACCAGAAAGCCAAAGAGCCUGGAUAUUCGUCGAGACCGUCCAGCAACAGCAGUACCAUCCUGAAGGACUCCACCAAGCUGCUGAUACGCUUGAGCGAACAGGACUCGGUCAACCGGGACGAGGUGCGCCGGCUAAAGAUCGUGCUGCGUGCCCUGAUCGCCACACUGCCCGAGUUCGUCGAGACCGGCUCGCGUGAUAGUAUUGCAUUUUUUGCCUACAUGAAGGAUCUGGCCCUGGACGUGCUGCGCCAGCUGCAUCGCUUCGACGACGGUACGCUGCGGGACGCGGGCGAGGUGCUCGGCAACGUGCAGUCCAUCAACGGGUCGGUGGCCGAGCUGAAGAAAUCGCUUCACUCCUACAUGAAGUACGCUUCGGCGCAGGCGGCAAACGGAGGCCGCUCGGCGAAGGACGAGGACAUACCGCAGAUCAGUAUUACACCGGCCGUUGGUGCGCAGGCAACGUCCUCGAUCCAGCGGACGGACGAUUCGUUCCGCAACAUGGCCACCAUCAACGUGACGCCGACCUUCGUGUGUAAUGCGGUGCGCGUCAACACGGUGGAGCUGGUGCAACCGAACCCAUCGUCCGUGGUGCGUCGGUUCCCGAUCAGCUCGGAAUCGGAACCGGCUCCGCUUACGUCACAGUCGCCGGAUUCGUCGGCUUACGCACAACCGCAAGCUGCCCAGUGCAAGCUGGACUCGCCGGAGAAGGAUGUACGCGAACCGGGCGCCGGCAAGAAGCUGCAGCGCAAUCUCAGCAACGGAAGCCGGCGGAAGGCACGCAUCAAGCGGAUGGGCUCACGGCAGAGCAGCAAAACCGAGAGCGACAGUGACGACAGCCCGCAGAACUAUGUGCUCGAUGUGCCGCGCAAAGCCAAGCGCAAGACGAGCCGGGCGAAGAAGCCAUCAUCAGACUCGACGGAGAAGCUAGCGACAGCACCGGCUGGAGGGGAAAAGGUGUGCGAAGAUGUGGUUUAUGUGUUGAAAAUCAAGCCCGGACAGAAGAUUGAACAGGUGGAGCGACCUCAACCACAGAAUGCGUCCCUUGGAAUGGCUCCCGGGGAUGAGGUUCUUAUUUCUCCACAAGAAACGUGCGUUGAGUUGAUGGAGGUUGGGAUACAGCCGACCAUUCAGCCGUCGGUCACGUGCACCGCCAGCGUGUUGGUGAAAACGAAGCGCAAAAUCUUCACCACCGUCGACGGUGACAACCUGUCGGCGGGAGGAGUCGCAGGUCAACCGGUUGCCAUCAGCCAAGAGCUGGAGUCAGGCUCCGGUGCAUCGGAUCGAAACGAUGUCCCCGAAACGGUGGUAAACGUGGUGCUAUCGUCCCCCACUCCCCAGGAACAGAGGAUCGUCACCAACCUGCCCCCGCUGCCACAAUCCCCCAGCAUGCAGCGACGCAUGGACGCGGCGAAAGCGCCCAACAAGGAGCUAUCCCCCAACAUUCGACUCAUGAUCGCUAAGUACAACCAGCGGCUGACGACCGAAAAGGGAGGUGCCUCACCGCACAGCUCGGGCUCGUGUUCGCCCGUCGCGUGGCGCUCGCCCGUCCUCGAUCGGCGUGUGCGCAAACAGACGGAAAAGUACCAGGAAACGAUCCAGCUCUCCAAGUCGGCCAGUGCUGGAAGUUUGCGCAAAUCGCUCAAACAGCUCGAGGAGGAAAAAGAGCGCGGUACGGACUCGAACCGGGGUGAGUUUGGUGCCGAUCGAGACCGGACCAGAGUGCUGAAGUCGUUCAGUGCAAGCAAAAUUGAGGGCACAAGCAAGGAUGUGAUUGGGCGCGAUUUGACCGUUGGCAGUGGCGGAACGGAAAAGGAACCUUCACCCGAGCUCGGGACGUUUCUCGCUUGUGAUAGUCUGCGAAGGCGCGACACGUUAUCCCGGCUGGAGCGAACGCGGGAGCAGCAACAACAGCAGCAGCAGCAGCAGCAGCAAACGGUUGCAAACGAGCCGCCCGCAAGCAUUGCCAGCUCUCCGUCCUGCCAAACGAUCACCAGUGCGACGGGCACGAUCCGGAAGGAACGGCUGUACAAAAAGCGCACCGAGUCACCCAUCGCCACGGGGACGGGCACGGGAAGCAUCAAGAAGUCGGCGGGUCGUACCGAAAAGUACACACGCUGCCGGUCCGUACCGAAUGAAGAGUGCGCGGUGGAGGUGCUGAUCUCUUCGAAAGCACUGAAACCGCCCAGCCCACGGUUGAUCGCCCGGCGGAGACUUAAUCUCGAGCAGCAGCAGCACCAACGUACGGGAGAAUUCUCGAAAUCCGCACCAACCACGCCGCUGGAGGAGAACCGUAGCAUACUGGUACCGCUCAGCCAGCGAGCGCUGAAGCUGAAGAAAGCGAAGGAAGACUUCCUGCGUGCUCCGCUCGGUGGCGAUAGGGCGGCCCUCGGGAACGGUUGUUCGCAAGAGGCAGCAGAGCAUCAGCCGUGGAGCAAUCGGAUCAGUCAAAUCAGUGCGACCAGUACGGCCUCGUCCAGUGUGGUUGAGGGAGAGCUGACACUGCUGAUGAAGAGUGCCAGUGCUGGGGUGAUCGGGGCACGAUCGGUGCCCGAUCAUGAUGGUACGGUCACGUUGCGACGCAACGAAUCCGGAUCGUCGUACGUUGAGGGGGAGCCUGGUCCACCGGGGGCGAGUUCGCGGCACAGUAUCAGCACGGGCAGUACGGCUGGAGUGGCCACCGGUUCCAUUGCCGCGGGCAGUGGCGGAAGUCGAUUCGGUGGUCUUUCGAAUCUCGCCUCGAAGCUGCGCAAGGUGAAGCUGCGGCGCAGCAGCAAGGAUCUAAGCAAGAUGAACGCCAUUUCCGCACUGUGUCGGCAGAGCCUGAUGGUGGACAUUAGUGGUGAAGCCGCGGCAAAGAUGGGCAGUGCGCAGAGUCUCGGUUCGCCGCGACGGGCUGGCCGUGAGGACGGUGAGCAGGAUGAGGGCCGGGAUGGAGACGGUGCUGAACCGCUGAAAAAGUCCGGCAGUGUACAGGCCAUCUGCAAUCGCUUCCGGCGUAGCGGCGAACGUAGCGAUGAGUUGAAGAAGAGCCGCAGCUUAGGAUUUCUCGAGCCCGACCGGAAGGGUUCGGGAUGAGCGCAUGGAAUCGUGGGGAGAGGAUGUUGAAGAUAUUACAGCCAAAUGGUUGGGCAUUAAAAGCAGAAGAAUCAAAACGGAUGCGCUAGAAGAAUCGGAUGUAAAUGAUAUUGCGAUGUUCUUUUUUUGUAUGUCUAUGGAGUUGCGCUUGCUGAAAAAGGAAGGGCUGUGGAGUAGUGUUCGAAACCCGCUUCUCAAUUCUAUUGAUGUUCCGUCAUUUACGUUGUUCUACCGGUCUCUACUGUACAUGUUUUUCGCCCGUCCAAAAGAAACGGAGCAUUGAUGUUUGUUUCCCAUCGAAUGAAAGCGAAAUAAAUGAAAUGAAUCAGUA
Messenger RNA from Anopheles merus, 7921 nucleotides. RefSeq lists its product as uncharacterized. The transcript is spliced from 12 exons. NCBI's taxonomy places the organism in Eukaryota, Metazoa, Arthropoda, Insecta, Diptera, Culicidae. Gene Ontology annotation, molecular function: transcription coactivator activity. The coding region runs from base 940 to 7590 and encodes 2216 amino acids. The record is from RefSeq and is a predicted model, not a curated record.